Messenger RNA from Drosophila innubila, 1165 nucleotides. RefSeq names its product juvenile hormone acid O-methyltransferase (gene jhamt). Lineage: Eukaryota; Metazoa; Arthropoda; Insecta; Diptera; Drosophilidae. The coding region runs from base 1 to 915 and encodes 304 amino acids. The record is from RefSeq and is a predicted model, not a curated record. The transcript has 2 exons.
AUGAACCAGGCCUCGCUCUACCAUCGCGCCAACCAGGUGCAGCGUCAUGAUGCCAAGCUCAUAUUGGAUGAGUAUUCCUCGAUACUCCAGUGGCGUUCCGAUGGCCAGGACUCGCUGUUGGAUGUGGGUUCCGGAUCGGGCAAUGUGCUGAUGGAUUUUGUGUAUCCUUUGCUACCAAAGAGCUAUGAACAGCUCGUUGGCACGGAUAUUUCCAGCAAGAUGGUGGGUUAUGCCAACAACUGUUAUCAACGCUAUGCGAGAACACAGUUCCAGGUAUUGGAUAUUGGUUGUGAACGCUUGCCAGAUCAGCUCAAGGGACGUUUUGAUCAUGUUACAUCAUUUUAUUGUCUGCAUUGGGUGCAGAACCUUUCUGCAGCUUUAAAUAACAUUUAUGAAUUGCUAAAAAAUGAAGGUGGCGAUUGUUUACUUGCCUUUCUUGCCACCAAUCCAGUUUAUGAAGUGUACAAGGUUCUUCACAAGAACGCAAAAUGGGCAGCCUACAUGCAGGAUGUGGAACAGUUUAUUUCGCCUCUACAUUAUAGCUCUGAUCCUGCACAGAAAUUCACUCAACUUCUGGAUGAAGCCGGCUUCCAUUUCAAAAAUGUUGAGGUGCGCAGCGAGGUCUUCGUUUAUGAGGGUGUUCACACAUUAAAGGACAAUGUUAAGGCGAUUUGUCCUUUCCUGGAUCGUAUUCCAGUUGCUCAGCACGAAGAAUUUCUCGAUGAUUUCAUUGACGUCGUUAUCUCCAUGAACCUUCAAGAGGAUCAGCAAUGCGAUGUCGAUAAGGAUCAGUUGCAACAGCGCUUUAAAUCACCCUAUAAGCUGCUUGUGGCCUAUGCCCGUAAGUCAUCUGAUUUAUUAGACAAUGUGCUUAGCGAAAUGUCCAGUACAAGGAGUUUUAAAGGUGUCACAUAGCCUACAGUCAACUUUAAAAUUUGUAUCUUUAAAAUAACUUGUCUUAUAGAUAAAACAAGGGGAAAUAUAGCUAAUAUAUUUUAAUAAUUAUGAAUAAAUGUUGUUCAAUAGGAAGCAUACAAAUGUUAAAGGUAUUGCACUCCUAUUUAAUUAAUAAAAUGUUAGAUUUUAAAAUGAGCGUCUAAAAAAAUAGUUAAAUUUGCAACUGUCAAAAUUGUUCUUAAUAAAAACAGGAAAUCAAACCAAAAAA